Hyla sarda is the source of this 4964-nucleotide messenger RNA. RefSeq names its product KIAA0513 ortholog. NCBI's taxonomy places the organism in Eukaryota, Metazoa, Chordata, Amphibia, Anura, Hylidae. The transcript is spliced from 14 exons. The coding region runs from base 875 to 2125 and encodes 416 amino acids. The record is from RefSeq and is a predicted model, not a curated record.
UCCAUUCUUAAACAUCUCUAGUAGGUUUUCUUCAGGACACUAUUAAUAGAAUUUUUCCAGAAGUUAUGGAGCAGCAGCCUCUAUGGAUUCUUUCCACAUGGUAAUAGUCUGUGGAGGAGCAGGAUCCUCUUCACUGGACUCCAUAUUUCCUCCUCCUAUCAUGGACAGGUCUCAUUGGCUGCAGAGAGCUCCGGUACCGCUCCGUUACCGCGCAUUCUGCAGGACAGACAGUUCUCUCUGGAGCAGACCGCUUGGGUUCCUGUUCUGCGGACUGCAGGGUGUUCUGCCCUGGUGAAUGAUGCAAUAUCUCUUUUAUUUCAUCCAAAGUCCUAGGUAUUGAUCUAUACAUACUGCUAAUUCACAAGUGUGAGGGAGGUGAACCUGCAGACUGUGCAACGCUAUCCUGAAAACUACAUUUCCCAGCGGCCUCUGCGAACACAGCUCGGUGGUGGAGGAAGAUGGCCGUGAUUCCUGGGUCACGCAUGCGUGGAAAGCUGCCAGCUGCUGCCAGUAUGCGAGUGGGCACGGAGCAGGUAGCAGGGUUUGAGGACUUGGUACUGUCAGCAUCGCUGGCUCCGGAGCUGGACACAUGGACUUGCAGGAACCUCUGUGAAAGCCCUUUUCCCUGUGAGAAAAGUGGUCCAGAAGUUACAGUUUUCCCCUUGGGUUACAGGUAAAAACUGACCAGCGAUGCCCAAAGGGAGUUAGUCAACCUUGUUGUUGUCUUCCUGCAAUUUCUCUACAUUUUGUGCAGCUCUGUGAUUGACAGCUGUGUGCAGACAACGUGGCCCCAAAGGUAACUGUCUCAGCCUGGACCUAGAGUUUCUCCAUACCACCCGGUGCUGAGCAAUAAGAGGAAAGAGGGACACGAGCCAUGGAGACCCCAGAUGUCCCAGUGGGGAACCUGAUAGACUUAGAUACUGAACCCCUUGUAGUCCUUCCAGCAUGUCCCCCCAAGCUGGACACAGAUGAGAUCCUGGUGCUAGAGGAGACUGCUCCCGAGAAUGGGGAGAGAGGAGAAGAGAUUGAGAGUGAUGCUACAGAAUCAGCUGACAGCGACAAUGACAUGGCGUCAACUAACCGCCACUGCUGGAACCACUCACAGCGCUCAUCUUCUGAGUCCUUCUCAUCCAAUCAGAGCACAGAAUCUACCAGGGAUGAGCAAAUGGCAGAACACAAAGAGUUUAUCAGGCAGUAUGUUGACAAGAUCUUCACAGGAGGGGAGGACGUGGACCAGGAGGAGAAGGCCCGGUUUGGGGAGCUUUGCAGUACGGAGAAUGGAAAGGGAAGGGAAUGGUUUGCGCGGUUCGUCAGCGCUCAGCGCUGCAAUUCCAAGUGUGUUUCGGAGCAAACUUUCUACAGGCUGGUUCAGUCAUUCGCUGUCGUCCUCUUUGAGUGCUAUCAGAUGGAUGACUUUGGCCCGGCCAAGAACUUAAUGACCAUGUGCUUCACCUAUUAUUAUAUUGGUAAACCACACGUAUCCCCGACAGACUCCCGAGAGAAGCCAGUGAGCACUGGAAGCAUUGACGGUUAUCUGAAGUCUGCCAACAGCUGGCUCGCCGAAAAGAAGGAUAAUGUGGAGCGGUUAUUGAGAACAACAUCUGUUACCACAGAGAACAUGAAGGGGUUUUUCGGGGGUCUAGAGAUCAAGUUAAAGGGACCCCUCUCCAAGAAGAAUGAGCAAAGUGAUGAGCCGUCAAGUGAGAAGCCGUCUAAUGACAUUCCCCUGCAAAGUCCAGAUGAGAAAAAAGGAGAGAAAAUGUACUUGUACUCACACUUAAAGCAGCAGCCUAUAUGGCACUCUCUACGGUUUUGGAAUGCUGCAUUUUUCGAUGCUGUACAUUGUGAGAGGAGGAAGCGAUCACCUACAACCCGAAGGAGCACUGAAGAGGAUGAGAGAGAUAAGUGGUAUCACAUGACGCAGGAAGAGCGUGAUGACAGCUUGCAGUUUAAUGAGAACAUCACCUUUGGACAGUUGGGGACAUUCACACACAACAUGUUGGCCUUCGGGCUGAGUAAAAAGCUGUGCAGUGACUUUCUAAAGAAACAGGCAGUGAUUGGAAAUCUGGAUGAAGAGAAAUUCAAGCAGCUGACGGACUACAUUGAUCGGACGGCUGUGGAGUAACGGCUGUUGGGGGAGAGUGCAGCCCUAGUGUUGUAACCCAGUAUUGAAAAGAGAGCCAAGAUUAGGGCUCCCUGCAUGCUCCCCUACCACUGCCCUAUGAUGAGACCCCUCUGACAUGAGACCAUUUGGUGACCUGGGCAGGCGGGAGGAGGGGGCAAUAACAAACUGCAGAGUCUAUAUUUUACAAGAGUCUUUUGUGUACUCAAAGUAUUUAACAGAAGUGUUUGUUUUUGUAGUGGAAGGGGAGAGGAGAAUCACUCCAAUUAUGGUGGUGAUGGAAGAUUUUAUUUUUUUUACAAGUCUGAAAGGAUUUUCAUGGUGUCACCUGUUGCUUCCCUUACUGGGUGUUGUGGUACAGUUUGCGACUGGGGCGCAUUGUUCAGUGAGUCAUUCUCUGAUGUGUAGAUAUUUUUAGUCUAUAGAAAGAGUAUAUAUAAUAUAUAGAACCUUUUGUCUGGACAUUUACAGAUGUAUAUUUAUUACCUGUGAAUACUUUGAUGCUCAUGUCUUUAUGUCCAGUUAUUAGAGUGUAUACAGAAUAUAUAUUUAUUUUUUAAAGGAGACGAAAACGUGAAGUGUAGGCGGCUAGAACGAACCAUGAUCUGUAUUUUAUUUAUCUUAGGGACCAUAGCACAACAUUAAAGAAAAACUCCAGUCAAAUGUUUAAAACUUCCCCUUCCCAAUAGUGCAUCAUGCAAUACAGUAUAGCUACCACAUUGUAGCAGCUUGCGGUUACUUUCUUCCUGAAUACGAUUUUCCUAAAUGUGGAAAUAGGUGUUACAGUCUAUUCCCUUUAUGAUAUUCAUGCUUACCUGCAAAGGCCGUAACAGCAAAGCCCCUCCUAUGGUAGGGAGAAGGUUUUAGUGUAGCCAAAAAUAAUCAGGGGAGAUAAAACAUAUAAAACUAGAGCUUUUAUAAUGAUUUUAUUUUCUGUGCCCCCUCUACCAAUGAAAGGUUUAUAUAUUCAAGUAGGGAGAUGCUCAGUGAUAAUGAAGGUUUUCCUAUAUAUACACCAUCAGUUUUGCCAUGUCAGAUGCUUACUUGCUUUCUCCUUAACAAUAUACUACAAAACUGAUCAUUUGUCCGAAAUCUCUGCUCUUUUUCAAAAAAUUACCAAGUUAAGUCUGAUGUUGACUUUUAAAUGCCAGAUUUCAGGAGAACUGAACAAUGCAAGUUGCUGUUUUAUUCUCCCGACAAUACAGCAAAAAACCUGCUCAGAUUUUUGUGGGUUAAGGCAUUUUUAUCCGUCUUACAACUUGGAUAGAUUUCUUUGUUGCUGUGUUUGCAGUUUAAAGAGAUUAUCUGUCACUGGGGAGAUCAGCCACUUAUAGCAAACUGCUCAGUGUUCUCUUGCUGACACUAAAAGAGUUAAAGUGUGAAGAUCGGCCAAGACCUAGCGAAUCAGCAAGAAUCCAGGGCAGUGCAGACAGAAAUCCUCUGCUAUGGCAACCUUAAAUACCUAUUGGGCACACUUUCAUGUUCAUUUCUUCAUUGCAAUCUGUUUGAUUGUUAAACAGGGCCCAGGGAUCCCAUAACAGUGAUGAUUAUUUAUGCCCUCAUAACAGUGGCAGUCACAGAUACCCCAUAAAAAGCUACAGUGCCCCUAUAACUAGAACCUAGUGUGCAGUAGACUUGGUAAUAAUCGAUGAGUAUCACAAGCUGCUUUAUUACAUUAUGGACAAAGUAUCACUGCAAAUAAUAGGCAGGAUACUGAGCACCGGCAAUGGCCGCCUCCUUUGUUCAUUAUUACCACCAGUUAGUGAUCUGUGGGUUUUGGUACUUAUGUUUGUGCUGUGGUUCCAUUCUGCGUUGUGCUUCUGUGGGUUCUGUAUUUUCUUUUGAUAUUAUUCAUAUGAUGCCAGGGCCUACCUUUACCCUAUGUGAAAUGUGAAGUGUUACAUAGUUGUUUUCUUAGUGCUUAGCUUUAGAUGUGUUGGUUUGGAUAAUUGUCUUCAUAAAAUUGUUGUGAUGUCAGUGGUGUGCAUGGGGAGUUUGGCAGCUAUGUGCCACUGUUUUGUUUAAUUUUAUUUCCUGGUGAAUGUUCUGUGAGGUUUCUCUCCAUCAAGCUUAUUGUUGCAACCAUUGGUUUACAUUUUAAAGUGGCAAUAUCCCCAGUGGUGGGAGCUGUUCUUUGUUUUAUACCUUCUCAUAACCUCUUGCAUGGGAAACAAUCCACAGUAAUUCCACAAAGUAUAUUAGCAACAGCACACUUGUUGAGACCAACCAGCCUCCUCUUAAAGGAAACUUUUGAUCAUUUUUAUGCUACCUGAACAAGAAAUCAUCAGGGCGGUCCGCAAUGACUUCUCCCCACCUCACCAGCCUUGAUUGAUAGCUCUCUCCAAGUCUAUCUACCAUAUAUACUCGAGUAUAAGCAGAGUUUUUCAGCACCAUUUUUCGUACCGAAAACCUCCCCCUCAGCUUAUACUCGAGUGAUGGGAAGAAAGAAAUUGCAGGCAUACCGGUGGGGGUGGCUAGGGGAUGGGGCGGGCUGUCCAUCGUCUCCCAUCUAUGUUGCAGGGUCCUUCCGACUUCCAGUGGGGGAGGGUGAACCGGUCCGGGCCAUCCAUCUUGACCAGGAAGCCCCACAUUCCCUCAUCGCCCUCCUCUGUCAUCCCGCCCUCCUCUGUCAUCAUCCCGACUCCCACUGUCAUCAUCCAGACCCCCCUCUUUUGUUCUCUACUCACCUCCCCAGUUGCAGCUCUGUUGGUCCAUCCCAAGCAGCCGUCCAAUGUCGCUGCAGGGACCGUCCGACUCCAGGGUGAGCUGGUUCGGGCCAUCCAUCUUGACCGAGAGGCCCUCUUUUCCGCUGUGGGCUGGCCCUGGACUAGUGACGCUGCAU